AUGUCCAACAUGAUUACGAUGAAUCGCAUGAAAAGAAUAAUUGUCAGUCUAUCACAAAAUAUUUCUAAACGUCGUUCUUAUGCUAAAUAUCCUAAUCCAUUUACAAGAACAUGGGGUCUUAUAAGCGAAGAGGUUAAGUCAGGCUUUAAGGAAAGAUCUUUUACCUACCCUGAACACACAGAUGUUGUUAUAGUUGGUGGUGGUUUUAUAGGUUUGUCUGUAGCUUAUUGGCUGAAAAUUAGAGCAGGAGAUGGACUUUCAGUUGUCGUUUUGGAAAAAGACCCUGCACUAGUAAAUUCUCAUAAUACAUUUUCACAUGGAGUGAUUACUCAACAUUUUUCAUUGCCUGAAAAUAUUUUCCUAUCACAAUACAGUGCAGAUUUUUUACGAAAUAUAAAUGAUCAUUUUAAAGACAAUGUUGAUGUAAAAUUCUGUCCACAUGGUACCUUAUUGCUAGCUAGUGAAAAAUAUGCCGAUAAACUAGAACACAAUGUUAUUUUGCAAAAAGAACAUGGCAUAAGAAAUACGUUAUUAACAGUAGAAGAAAUUCAGAGUAGAUAUCCAUGGGUUAACACAUCUGGUAUUAAAUUAGGUUGCAUUAGUACAGAAACUGAAGGUGUUUUUGAUGCACAAGCAUUACUUAGAGCAUUAAUUAAAAAGACACAAGAACAAGGAACAAUGUAUUUGAAUGCAGAAGUAGUUGGAUUUAAAAUGGAUGCUCAACGUGAUGUAUUAAUGGAAGGAGUAACUCCAGGGACAUUUGAAAAAAUCAAUAGGUUACUGUACAAAACUGAGGACAAUGAAGAAAUUGCAUUAAAGUUUGCUGCCUGUGUUAUUGCAGCUGGCUCUGAAUCUACUAAUCUAGCUAAAUUAGCCAAGAUAGGGACUGGUGGUGGUUUAUUAACAGUUCCUUUACCAAUUGAAAAAAGAGAGUAUAAUGUUUAUUCUAUAGAAAAUAAAAUGUCAUUUGGACUUGAUUUUCCAUUUAUAAUGGAUACAAGUGGUUUAUGGUUAAGAAGAAAUGGUUUACAAAGUAACUUAAUAAGUGGACAGAUUCCAUCUCUUGAUAAAAAUCUUGAUAUAUUAAAUAAAGAAAUUUUUAAUAGCAGCUUAUAUAAUAGGUUUCCAGACAGUCAAAAUACAAAGGUAAAAGUAAUAGCAACUGAAUAUACUGACUGUAAUACCUAUGAUGAUACUGGCAUAUUAGGACCUCAUCCAUAUCAUACUAAUUUGUUUUUUGCUACAGGAUUUGGCCGACAAGGUGUUCAUCAUACACCAGCCAUAGGUAAAGCUGUAGCAGAAUUAAUUAUUGACUGCCAGUACACAACUAUUGAUUUAACAAGAUUUGGAUUUGAUAGAUUAUUAAUUGAUGAACCUUUAAUAGAAUCUAAUGUAUAU
This is a messenger RNA of Brenthis ino (lesser marbled fritillary), 1398 nucleotides long. The record is from the annotation of a GenBank genome assembly. NCBI's taxonomy places the organism in Eukaryota, Metazoa, Arthropoda, Insecta, Lepidoptera, Nymphalidae.